GUCAAAAACCCUUAACCAUUAAGACGCCUCGCCGCGUUUCAAGCACUCGCGCUUACUCACAAUGGCGAGAUAGUCGCGAAAACGAGGAUGCAGCCGCACUUUAGACAUCAGACCAUUCAUUUCCUCUGACUUAUCAACGAUUCAAGCUCGAAACAACGGAAAUAUCUUCACGAAUCUGAUCAUGGCUCGCAUGGAGCGAAUAGCUGGCGAUUAGAUGGCAGUGGCUGGUGAUAUAUGCGGACUGGAGCGCUGCAACGUACACAUCGGCAGUGAACGGUGAUCAGCGGCGAUCAUGCUCGGACCCAAACGCAGUGUUUUGGACGGGACUGCAGCAGCGGCUGGUGUUUAAAAUAAAACGAAGGCAUUAAGAAAUAAAAGCCCUUACUGAUCCGGAGGUUUGAGUAAAAGCUGAAAUGGCAGGCAGAAGUCGCAGAUCGUGGUUCAGUGUGUUGCUGGGUCUGGUAGUUGGGUUCACACUGGCGUCCAGGCUCAUCCUGCCCCGGGCCACUGAGCUCAAGAAAGCGGGUCACAAGCGGCGGGCGAGCGGUGGCACGGGCGGCUGCGGAGGUGGAGGAGGGAUGAUGAUGAUGAUGAAGAAGGAGUAUGGAGGGGUGCUGAUGCCCAACACGGAGAAGCCCGCGGUGCCCCAGUCCAACAGUUUCCUGUUCGUGGGCGUCAUGACCGCGCAGAAGUACCUGAACAACCGUGCCGUGGCAGCUUAUAGAACCUGGGCCAAGUCUGUUCCAGGCAAAGUGGAGUUUUUCUCCAGCGAGGGUUCUGACACGACGAUCCCAAUCCCCAUUGUGGCUCUGCAGAACGUGGACGACUCGUACCCUCCUCAGAAAAAGUCCUUCAUGAUGCUCAAGUACAUGCAUGACCACUACCUGGACCAGUUCGAGUGGUUCAUGCGAGCCGACGACGACGUCUACAUCAAAAGCGAGAAGCUGGAGAGCUUUCUGAGGAGUCUGAACAGCAGCGAGGCCAUCUUUCUCGGCCAGACGGGCAUGGGCGCCCGCGACGAACUGGGCAAGCUGGCCUUGGAACCGGGGGAGAACUUCUGCAUGGGCGGCCCUGGUGUCAUCAUGAGCCGUGAGGUGCUGCGCAGGAUGGUGCCCCACAUCCGCCAGUGCCUGCAGGAGAUGUACACCACCCAUGAGGACGUGGAGGUGGGCCGCUGCGUGCGCCGCUUCGCCGGGGUGCAGUGCGUCUGGUCCUAUGAGGCAGGCUUUGAUCCUUCAAAGGAUAUUGGUGAUACCUGGCCAGAGCGCAAACAGUCUUGUCUGACCUCCGCUUUGGGCUCGCGGGUACUUGAGAUGAUUCCUGUGCUCAAUUUAAGCGGAACCUGGGCCAAGUCUGUUCCAGGCAAAGUGGAGUUUUUCUCCAGCGAGGGUUCUGACACGACGAUCCCAAUCCCCAUUGUGGCUCUGCAGAACGUGGACGACUCGUACCCUCCUCAGAAAAAGUCCUUCAUGAUGCUCAAAUACAUGCAUGACCACUACCUGGACCAGUUCGAGUGGUUCAUGCGAGCCGACGACGACGUCUACAUCAAAAGCGAGAAGCUGGAGAGCUUUCUGAGGAGUCUGAACAGCAGCGAGGCCAUCUUUCUCGGCCAGACGGGCAUGGGCGCCCGCGACGAACUGGGCAAGCUGGCCUUGGAACCGGGGGAGAACUUCUGCAUGGGCGGCCCUGGCGUCAUCAUGAGCCGUGAGGUGCUGCGCAGGAUGGUGCCCCACAUCCGCCAGUGCCUGCAGGAGAUGUACACCACCCAUGAGGACGUGGAGGUGGGCCGCUGCGUGCGCCGCUUCGCCGGGGUGCAGUGCGUCUGGUCCUAUGAGAUGCAGCAGCUGUUCUAUGAGAAUUACGAGCCGAACAAGAAGGGCUACAUCCGUGAUCUCCACAACAGCAAGAUCCACCGGGCCAUAACCCUUCACCCCAACAAGAAUCCUCCAUACCAGUAUCGCCUGCACAGCUACAUAUUGAGCCGAAAGAUCGCUGAGCUGCGCCACCGCACCAUCCAGCUUCACCGCGAGAUUGUGCAGAUGAGCCGCUACAGCAACACUGAGGUGCACAAGGAAGACCUCCAAUUGGGCAUGCCUCCUUCGUUCAUGCGCUUCCAUCCCCACCAACGUGAGGAGGUGCUAGAAUGGGAGUUCCUCACGGGCAAGUACAUUUUCUCGUCCUCGGACGGACAGCCUCCACGCCGAGGCAUCGACUCCUCGCAGAAGAUGGCGCUGGACGACAUCAUCAUGCAGGUAAUGGAGAUGAUUAACGCCAAUGCCAAGACGCGAGGUAGAGUCAUCGACUUUAAAGAGAUCCAGUAUGGAUACCGAAGGGUGAACCCCAUGUACGGGGCAGAGUACGUACUGGAUUUGCUGCUGCUCUACAAGAAGCACAAGGGGAAGACCAUGACGGUACCCGUGAGGAGGCAUGCUUAUCUUCAGCAGACCUUCAGCAAAAUUCAGUUCCUGGAAGAUGAGGAGAUGGAUGCCCGAGUGCUGGCUGCUAGGAUCAACCAGGACUCGGACUCGUUGUCCUUCUUGUCCAACUCUCUCAAGAUGCUCGUCCCUUUCAAGCUGAGCGGCCCAGGCGUCGAACAGCACGAACCCAAAGAGAAGAAGAUCAACAUCCUUGUGCCGCUGGCGGGACGCUACGAAAUCUUUGUGCGCUUCAUGGCCAACUUUGAGAAGAUCUGCCUCAUUCCCAACCAGAACGUCAAGUUGCUGAUUCUUCUUUUCAGCACAGACAACAACACAGAGCGUAUUAAGCAGAUCGAGCUCAUGAGAGAGUAUCACAUGAAGUAUCCAAAAGCCGAUAUGGAGAUCAAGCCGGUCUCUGGCCCUUUCUCCCGUGCUCUGGCCCUGGAGGUCGGCUCGGCCCACUUUACCAAUGAUUCCUUACUCUUCUACUGUGACGUGGACUUACUGUUUACUCCCGACUUCUUGACCCGAUGUCGUGGGAACACCAUUCUUGGGGAACAGACGUACUUUCCCAUCAUCUUUAGCCAGUACGACCCAAAGGUUGUCUACGCGGGCAAGGUGCCCAGUGACAACCACUACGUGUUCACAUCCAAAACGGGCUUGUGGAGACACUACGGUUUUGGGAUCGUCUGUGUCUACAAAGGAGACUUGGUCAAAGCAGGUGGCUUUGACGUCUCAAUCCAAGGUUGGGGACUGGAGGACGUGGACCUCUUUAACAAAUUCAUCCAGUCCGGGAUCAAGCUGUUCCGCAGCACGGACACUGGCAUCGUGCAUGUCCACCACCCCGUGGUUUGCGACCCCAACCUAGAUCCCAAGCAGUACAAAAUGUGCCUGGGCUCCAAAGCAUCCUCGCACGGCUCCACGCAGCAACUUGCCGAGCUGUGGUUGGAGAAGAACAACCACAGCUUCCAAAAGAUCUCAAACUCUAAUAACGAAUCAAUGAGGACAGAAUAGACCCCACAAGCGCACACCCAUCUGUCUUCCUCUUUAUGGUGUUUUUUAACUACCUUAUUUAUUUUUUACAGAAAAGACUUCUCUGGAUAUAUUUUGAAAUAAGUUGUUUUGUAAACUGUACAGGAGCAGGAAGACCCCUUCAGACUCGAUCUUUUUUUAGCAGCAUUACCGAUUGUUAAAAUAAGGAACACUGACGCAAGAGGAGCGACAACGAGAGAUCUAUUUUACGAAUUUAAUACUGAGCAUUAUAUUUAUGGCACCUCACGGACAGACUGCUGUGUACCUCACCGGAAAAUGUGCCGCAGUGGAGUUGAAGGAGUUUGGUCAUGGACAUGUGGUGUCUGGCGAAUGGUAAAUGUUUAUUUGUGAAUGUUUACAGAGAGCUUUGAACAAGUGAUUGAUACUUGGGAAAGGGGAUCUAUAAAAUAACAAUCUUAAUUGUGACAAUUAAGGGCCAUUGAUCAAAAGUUUAAUUUUUUUUUUGUCUUUUUCGUUUAUUUUUUUCCGUUUAUUUGUCUGGGGGGGAUCCAUAAUAACACUGUUUUGUUUCCAUUGAUUUUGAUUUAUUUUAUUGACUUCUGUGAAUGAAACUGCUGGAUGUACAUCUUUCCAACUCAUUCCCACUGUCUAAUUUAUUGAACGUUCGGUCUCGAAUGAUAUCGGACUGAGGUUGUGUACAUUUAGAGAUUGUAUAACCGUCUGUCAUGGAUAGCGUUUUCGUUCCUGUACGUUUUCCUCUCUCUAUCUCCAAUUACUUUGAUUACCAAAGACUUUUUUUGCACAGUUGCUGUAGGUGAUAAUUUUUUUGAGCGUGCUUGUGUAUGUGUGUUUGCGUGUAUGUGUCUGUCCGAACACAAGGAGGUGAAGCAGGAAAAACACGUGAAUUGUACUAUAGGAUGCAGGUACCAAUGACCAGAUUUCUAUUCUGCACAGCUCUAUGAAAGUAUGUCAACAAGCCACUUAACAAAAAUGAUGACAACUCUUUUCUCGUUCAAUUUGAUCCGAGUUUGUUUGCUCCGAUUCGUUAUUUAAUUUUUUAUACAGUUCCAUACAGGCCAUUCUCUUGUGAUCGAGCCAUGCACUCCACAGGGAAAUCGGCUUAAACCGCCGCCUCGCCUUCUGAUGUGAGGACCAAUCUCCCACAGUAGUCGUUUUAUUUUUUUUUUAUUUUUCUUCGGGAAGUUUUCAUACUUCAGUUCUCUGUUAGCCUCCAUACAACUGGGGCAAAUGUUUUAUAUUUAAUAAAAUGUUUAUCAAAA
Molecule: messenger RNA, 4690 nt
Organism: Pimephales promelas (fathead minnow)
Lineage: Eukaryota; Metazoa; Chordata; Actinopteri; Cypriniformes; Leuciscidae
Source: RefSeq, a predicted model, not a curated record